Molecule: messenger RNA, 2499 nt
Organism: Oldenlandia corymbosa var. corymbosa
Lineage: Eukaryota; Viridiplantae; Streptophyta; Magnoliopsida; Gentianales; Rubiaceae
Source: the annotation of a GenBank genome assembly
UUUUGACAGUUGACACUUGGGAGUUUUAGGCCAAUCCUCCUCCCAUUUUCAGAUUUUCUACUGCCCAAUUGAUUUAACCCCUCCUCCUUCUCCUCCCCAAUUUCCUGGCCUAAAAAGGUUCGUCCUUUGAGAAAAAUUGAAUAAAAGGCAAAUCAUCCAACCAAACACAGCCUUCCGACAAAUUACCAGAGAGAUGACCAGCAGAGCAUCAGAAGAACCUUAAACAGAAAAAGAACCUCUGUCGGCGUACUUUACUACUACCCCUUCUUCCCUCCUCCCAAAGUCACAUAGAUCUACGCCUCAUCCAUCAAUCAGGCCAACUUCCAAACCUCAGCCUCUCCAUCAAAAACUGAAAUUGGUUCAGACAAUCCAGAAAAAGAUAUCAUUUUUAGUUGGGCUCUGCAGUUAUGGAUUCUCCAGAGCAACGCCGGAAGAGGAAACGAUUACUUAGAACUUCAACAUCGUCAUCACUUAAACCAUCAUCUUCUUCACUUCUUCCUUCUCAUUUGCUUUCAGUAAGAUCUCUUCUUUUGUAUAUGAGCUUUUUCACUUUGCUUUACAUGUUGUCUGUCACGAUUCGGUACAAUUCUUUAGUUUUUAGACCCAAUUUGAGGGUUUCGAGGCUGUCUUUUUUGUCUUCUAGUAGCGAUAGUAGUAUCAACUCUCUUCAAGAUUUUGGUGACUCUGUAUCAUUGCCGAUUAAGAUAGAGGAUAGGGUUUUGUUUCCUGAUCAUAUACUUUUGUUGGUUAAGAAUGAUGGGAUUGUAAAGAGAUUUAAUGGGUUGGAUUGUGUUUAUGAGAAAAGCAUUCUUGUUGAUGAAAGGCAGAGUCUUGAUUUUGCCAAGCUGAAUGUUUUGUCUGUGGACGAAUAUGAUGAGUUUAGAUUGAUUGUUAGAUGCCCACUUCCUCCGGUGAAUUAUUCUGCUGUGGUUAAUUUACAAAGGGUUGGAAGCACUGAGAUUGAGGGUUCGAGGGAUGAUGAUAAUGGUUUAUUUGGGGUUAGUAGUAGUAACCUGUCUGUUCAUUCUUGGGAAAAUUUGGUGUAUGAUGCUACCUUAGAUGGGGAUACUGCAGUGGUGUUUGUAAAAGGCUUGAAUCUCAGGCAAGAGCGAGAAUCGGAUCCAAGCCAGUUCAACUGCCAUUUUGGGUUGAAGCAUUUGGAGAAGAAUGGGAGCUUCAUGUUCACUACUAGAGCGGUCACGGCCGCCCAAGAGGUUGUGAGGUGUUUGUUACCGCGAAGUAUCAAGAUGACCCCAGAAAAGGCUCAGGGAAUUAGGGUAACAAUUGGUGUGAGACCCCAUGUUCAUUUAAGGGGUCAUCCUGGGAAUGAGAUUUUACCUUCAGUUGCCAAGAUUUCCUAUUCCAAGAGUAAUGAAGGCGUGGAGAUGAAUCAGGGGAAAAAGUAUGAACUUUGCGUUUGCACAAUGUUGUGGAAUCAGGCUGCGGCACUGCGUGAAUGGAUUACCUAUCACUCCUGGUUAGGAGUUGAAAGAUGGUUUAUUUAUGAUAAUAACAGUGAUGACAACAUAGAACAGGUAAUUAAGGAACUUGUGAAGGAGGACUACAAUGUCAGCAGGCAUGUUUGGCCAUGGAUUAAGACUCAGGAAGCUGGUUUCUCACAUUGUGCUGUUAGAGCAAAGGAAGAGUGCAAUUGGGUUUCAUUCAUGGACGUGGAUGAAUUCUUCUACUUUCCGAAUUCAUCAAGGAAUUAUAUGUCCUGGGAAUCAGGAGACGCUGGCCCGAAAUCUUUAAGUUCCCUGGUGGCAAAUAUUUCUUCAUCAUCCCCUACAAUAGCAGAGAUAAGAACAACUUGCCAUAGUUUUGGCCCUUCAGGAUUGAAUUCACCUCCUCCAAGGGGAGUCACAGUAGGAUACACUUGCCGGUUGCAAAGACCAGAGAGACACAAAUCCAUUAUCCGGCCCGAGGCACUUGAUCCUACCCUUCUCAAUGUGGUGCAUCAUUUCCACUUGAGAAGUGGAUUCACCUACCUUAAUUUACACCAGGGCAUAGCUGUCAUUAAUCACUACAAGUACCAGGUUUGGGAUGUUUUUAAAGCGAAAUUCUACAGAAGGGUUGCAACAUAUGUUGCUGAUUGGCAAGAAAACCACAAUGAAGGAUCUAGGGACAGGGCUCCUGGUUUAGGAACUGAGGCCAUUGAACCUCCCAAUUGGUCACAACAGUUCUGUGAAAUCCGGGACACUGGCUUGAGAGAUUUUGUCUUGACCAAUUUGACUGAUGAUUCAACUAGUUUGCUGCCUUGGGAAAGAUCUUCUUCAGAUCAGUAGUUAUAUAACCCAAAUUUUUUAUUGGUAGAAACUGAAUGGAAAAUAUGGCACAGAUUACACUAGGGAAUUUUUUAUUUUUUUUUCACACAUUAUUUUUUUUGACACUUCUGCAGCUGUUCUGCAGUGUAACAUAACACUUACCAUUAUAUUUUCUCUCAUUCUUUCAUUUUUUGGUUCUCUCAUUUAAUGUAGUAUUUGUUCAGUGAAUAACCUA